Messenger RNA from Prosopis cineraria, 1895 nucleotides. RefSeq lists its product as uncharacterized. Lineage: Eukaryota; Viridiplantae; Streptophyta; Magnoliopsida; Fabales; Fabaceae. Gene Ontology annotation, molecular function: peptidyl-prolyl cis-trans isomerase activity. The record is from RefSeq and is a predicted model, not a curated record. The coding region runs from base 914 to 1231 and encodes 105 amino acids. The transcript has 7 exons.
UGUUACAAGAUUGAGAAUGCCGUAGUGUAUGUAUACUAUUGUACAACUUGUUUGUUUCAUUGUACAUGACUACAUGCAAUUUAUUUGUUGGAAGAGAUGUCAAGACUAAUUAAUAAACCUAUAAGUGAUGGUAAUUUAUUUGUUGAAGGAUCAUAGUUUUUUUUAGUUUGUGGUGACAUGUUGGCCUUUUUUGUUUGGAGAACAUAUACUUUUUGUCAUGAUGUUUCUAAUGCAGUGAACUCCGUCUAUGUUUAUAGCCGGUCCCAAGCCCGGGUAAAGGAGGAGGGUUGUGUUAGGCCAUCAACAGCCAAUGUAAAAAUUUGUUGAAUCUAUCAUGAACAUGGACAAUAGACAUUGUAAAUUUGGUAAAGGACUAUUCGAAAAUAAUUUGGAAGUGAAAUUGGGAGAUCAAAUUAUACCUCAAGUGGAAAAGUUUAGAUAUUUGGGAGCCAUUAUUCAAAAUGAUGGCGAAAUCAGUGGAGAUAUUUCACAUAGAAUUCAAGCUGGGUGGUUUAAUUGGAGAAAAGCUAAAGGAGUUAUUUGUGACCGUAAGGUGCCUAAUAAACUUAAAGGAAAGUUUUAUCGUACUGCUAUCAGACCGGCAAUGUUAUAUAGUAGUGAAUGCUGGGCUCUAACGGGAUAGCAAGAGCAUAAAGUUGGAGUAGCAGAGAUGAGAAUGUUACGAUGGAUGUGCGGACAUACACGUAAAGAUAAAAUUCGAAAUGAGCACAUACGUGAAAAAGUGAGGGUGGCACCUAUUGAGGAAAAAAUGGUAGAAAAUCGGUUGAGAUGGUUUGGGCAUGUACAAAGAAGACCAAGGGAGGCACCAGUGAGAAGAGUGGAACAUAUAACUUUGAGUCCGACUAAGAGAGCGGUUUUGCUUUUCCCAUCAGUCCUGCCUAGACUGUAAUCCAUGGCAUCAGAAGGUGGUCUAAUCAGGGCACAUUCUAUGAGAUCGACAGUGGCACCAGAGGAUUCCAAUGUGAAUCAACAAGACAUUGAUCAAUCAGAGGUCGAAUUCAGUGAUUUUCAACCAGGCCUCGGCAAGCAAGCUGCCAAACUAGGGGAUAUGGUCAGAAUCAAGUAUCAAGAGUUAAGUAAUACUGGUAAAGUUAAAGUUGAAAAGGGCCCUGUGACACUGAAAUUGGGAGAAAACAAAUAUGGCCAGGGAAUUGACCAAGGGAUCAUUGGAAUGAAGUCGGAUGGGGCUAGAAACUCAAAAUCCCCCUAGAUCUUUGGCCCCCAAGCAAAUGGCGACUUUUGAAGCAAAAGUUUGGCCUGGGCUCCAAGGGUAAAAAGAAAUUUCGUGUGUACCUUCUGAAAGUGGGGUAGGAACUUCAGAUUUCAUGACCAUUGGGAUAUGGGCACUUUCUCUCACAAUUGUUGGAAUUCAAUUGCGGCAGUGCUGAAUUUUGUUAUGAGUCUCUCUUGAAUUUUUAAUUGGAUUUACUAUUGAUACUUUGUUUUAGAUUAGCCCUUGUUUAAAUAUACUAGUACGCUUCAUAUUGUUUUGUUUGUAUUGACAUUUGUAUUUUAUUCUAUGUAUUAUGAUUCUGUUAUCUUGGACUAUAUUUUCGUCAUGUACUUCAAAUUGUCAAGACUUGGAUGAAACCAAUGUUCAUGUUAAUAUAGAUAUCAUUGCCUUAGGCCCACCUAAGGAUUGUAUGUGCCACCAUCAGAUUGAGAACGUUGAAUUUCUACUAAGAAUGAAUAUUUGGCAUCAUAUAUUGGUUGAUGUUAAUUAUGUUAGUAAGGUCCUAUGAUCUAAAAAUAUGCAUGUAGAUGUCACUACAGAGUCAUUUAAGGAGCAUUAUUGCAAUGAAAUUGUCUUUGCAUGUUUUGGAUUAUGAAUAGAAUUGAUUAUUGAGAUAGUGCUAGGAUUGGUCGAGAAAAUU